AUGACGGGCAACGGAUACCCCGGCAAGACUGAUAUUUACCAGACGCUCCUUUUUGGUCGGUCAAAGCUUCAGGAUCAACUCAUUACUGUUGUGCUACAAAACGUUCCUACUUCGAAUGGGACGUGGCUGGAUAUUGAUCACGUAGUCAUCACCUAUGAGAGAGACAUAGAUAAUUUUGAACCUGUAGAGGUUGAUAAUAAAAACUUCACCUACUCUGCCCAAUGGGGUGCCGAAACCAUGUCGGGCUACCGCACAUCUAUAGCCUAUGUUACGCGCACUGAAGGAGCAACAGCAACACUUGAGUUCCAAGGCUCAGAGAUAACUAUAUACGGGGGGACAGGACCAGGUUUUGGGAUGUUCCGAGUUCAAGUGGAUGAUCAAGCGGCCUUGACGUUGAACGCAACCAGGGAGAAAGACCACCCUCCAACAAUUCUAUAUGCAACCAAUGGACUGUCUAUAGGACAACAUAAUGUAACUUUGACAAACUUGGAGGAUAGUAAGGCUUUGGCAAUUGAUUAUGCGACGUAUAUAUCUCACACCAGCUCCCGCAGUAACCCGCAUGUUUUGAGCCCUGGUGUCAUUGGUGGAAUAGUUGCGGGUAUUCUGACAGUGCUCUGCAUAUUUGCAUUGGGAUGGUGCCUACUCCAAAGAGGUAAAUAUCGUUACCGGGGCACAUUCCCUAUAUCAGGGUCAGAAAACACACCAAUUGGCUACCAUUCAAGCAACAGCAACCCUAUCACCACGUUUACAGGAGCACACAACCAGCCUCCUCUUGGUUACGUCCAACGUCAGCCUGUGUUUGUUCCAAACGUACGCAGGGCCCUUGUUUCAAGGAAAUCUGGGGCUAGAGUGGGACCGGUUCGGCCACCAUCAAAUACAGUAUUGGGAUCUGAGACGCAGUCCAGCUAUGAAUCCCACAGCAAUACUUAUGUUACAAUGGAUCAAAAUGACAGGCAUUCCAUUCACGAGACAGAUGCAGGAACACUUCCACCCAUGUAUGAUCAGAAACAGGUGUUCAUGACUCGACCAGCUGCAAAAAACGGCUGA
Messenger RNA from Rhizoctonia solani, 1047 nucleotides. RefSeq lists its product as uncharacterized. The coding region runs from base 1 to 1047 and encodes 348 amino acids. Lineage: Eukaryota; Fungi; Basidiomycota; Agaricomycetes; Cantharellales; Ceratobasidiaceae. The record is from RefSeq and is a predicted model, not a curated record. The transcript is spliced from 8 exons.